AUGACGGCGACGCCCAGCGCCAGCGUUCCCGUGUCGGGCUCCGGCAAUGGGACUGCGACUUCCGCGCCUAUGUCGAGCUUCGCCAACGGCAUACCGCGCAAAUCCACACGCCUCAUCCUCAUGGUCGGCGACUCGAUCACGCAGUAUGCAGUUAGCCCAGGUAAGCAAGGCUUCCAAGCACUGCUCGCAAACGACUACAGUCGACUCGCCGACGUCAUCAACCGCGGCAUGUCGGGUUGGACCUCCAGCAACUGGAUCGCACACCUCGACCAGCUCCUUGCCGAGUGGUCACCCAAACCGCCAAGCCUCGUUACGAUCUUCCUCGGCACCAAUGACGCAGCCCUCCCCCACACCUCCAAGCACGUGCCGAUCGAGACGUACGCCGCCAACCUGCGCACCAUGGUGCAGCGGUUCAACACGUCAUUCGGUGGCACCAAGUUCAUCCUCUUGACGCCCCCUGUCGUCGGUAUCAACCCAAGCAUCAACGAGAUGUACCUCAACAACGCCACCAAGCCGUAUGCGAUGCGCUGCAAACAAGUGGGAAGCGAUCUCAACGUGCCCGUCAUCGACCUCUGGACGCCGCUACAAGGCGUGCCCGACAUUCACGAGGACGGUCUCCACCUCAGUGCGACGGGCAAUGCGUAUGUGCACAAGCAGUUGGUCGCUACGAUCGAGGCGUCAUACCCGGAGCUCGCACCCGCCAAGUUGCGACCCGACUACUAG
Saprolegnia parasitica CBS 223.65 is the source of this 723-nucleotide messenger RNA. RefSeq lists its product as hypothetical. The transcript is spliced from 2 exons. Lineage: Eukaryota; Oomycota; Saprolegniomycetes; Saprolegniales; Saprolegniaceae. The record is from RefSeq and is a predicted model, not a curated record. The coding region runs from base 1 to 723 and encodes 240 amino acids.